This is a messenger RNA of Dentiscutata erythropus, 355 nucleotides long. The record is from the annotation of a GenBank genome assembly. NCBI's taxonomy places the organism in Eukaryota, Fungi, Glomeromycota, Glomeromycetes, Diversisporales, Gigasporaceae.
CCCAUGUGAUGGUCCAAAGUUAUUACGUUUUCGAGGACGACCUCAAGAACUUAGUCCAAAAGCUCGAUUGCUUCAGUGGACGGGAAAAUUAUUUCCUUCAUUAGGCACACCACCACCAUUUGAUCGUCACGACUGGACAAUCGACCGAUGUGGUAAAGAAGUUCGAUAUAUUAUUGAUUAUUAUUCAGGUCCAGAUGAAGGUGAAACGCCAAUAUUUUACCUUGAUGUACGACCAGCUUUAGAUUCUAUCGACAGUAUUGUCGAUCGAAUUAAAGUUGCUACAAAUAAAACCUUGAAACAAUUCAGAGAGCGAGCUAGAUCUGCUAGGGACGCGCAAGAUCUUGAAAAAAAAUAA